This is a messenger RNA of Corylus avellana, 1077 nucleotides long. RefSeq names its product gibberellin 3-oxidase 3 (gene GA3OX3). NCBI's taxonomy places the organism in Eukaryota, Viridiplantae, Streptophyta, Magnoliopsida, Fagales, Betulaceae. The record is from RefSeq and is a predicted model, not a curated record.
AUGAAUUCAAUCUCAGAAUCCUUCAAAAGCAACCCUGUCAACCUCGACCGGAUCAUCCCGUUAGACUUCAAGGCUGUUUUGAAACUACCCGACUCUCACACGUGGAGCCUAUCAACCGCCGACCACCCACCCACGACAGACCCAUUUGGCGCCGGGUCGGUGCCCGUGAUAGACCUUACCGACCCGAAUGCGGUGUUGCUCACACGACAUGCCUGCGAGCAAUGGGGGGUGUUUCAAGUCACCAACCACGGCAUUCCCGUUGACCUUCUUAUAGAGCUAGAGUUCCAAACGCGGCGUUUGUUCUCUCUCCCGCUGGACCAAAAACUCCUUGCAGUCCGAUCGCCGGAGGCCUUCACCGGCUACGGCCUGGCCCGCAUUUCUACCUUCUUUCCCAAGCUAAUGUGGUCGGAGGGGUUCUCAAUAACGGGGUCUCCGAUGGAACAUGCUCGCCAACUUUGGCCACAUGACCACACAAAAUUCUGUGAUGUAAUGGAAGAGUACCAAAGGGAAAUCGGGGACCUGACAGAAAGGAUUCUGGGCCUGAUGCUUGGGUCAUUGGGCUUAACCCGUGAUGAUGUGAGAUGGUUUAAGCCUAAAGAUGGGAGGAAACAUUCCCAAGCCCUGCUCCAUUUAAACUCAUACCCGGUUUGUCCCGACCCGAGCCAGGCCAUGGGCUUGGCCCCUCACACAGACUCAUCAUUGCUCACUUUGCUGCACCAAAGCAGCACCGGUGGGCUCCAAGUCCUUAGAGACAAUGUCGGGUGGGUGCCGGUGCAUCCUAUCGCCGGUGCACUUGUUGUCAAUACCGGUGAUCUGAUGCACAUACUCUCCAACGGCCAAUUCAAAAGUGCAAUGCAUCAAGUGCUUGUCAACGAAACACAUCAUCGCAUCUCGAUCGCUUACUUCUAUGGCCCACCGGGCGAUGUUAACAUAUCACCGCCGACGAAGUUGACCAACCAUAAACAUCCGCCUCUCUAUCGGCCGGUGACAUGGAAGGAAUAUCUUGAUGCCAAGGCAAUGCAUUUCAACAAGGCACUUGACUUGAUACGAAAUGAUGUGCAUAUUGCCAAUAGGUGA